GGUACGGAGAGAGAGGGGGGAGAAAGGGAGGAAGCGACGCGGAUGACACGCACACACCCUCUCUUACUCACACACGGAGGAGAGGAGGGCAGUGAAGAAGAAGAAGAGCAAACAGAGGGAGAGGGAGGAGAAGAAGAGGAGGAGAGGGGAAAACCUGCGGAGAAAUGCCCGCUGAACGGAUGGAUUCUAUUUUCCCCGAGCUGCGCGAGCCUCUAUAAGAAACCAUGGGCUGCAUCGGAUCCCGCACGAUCACAGCGGAUGCGGUGCCGGUACGGAAAGAUGGAGAUCAGCAUGGUCGUGCCGAGUUUUCCUGGGAAGGAAUCAAUUUGUCCAUGGAGGACACUACUUCCAUUCUGCCUCGUCUCAAGAGGAAGUCCACCAACGCCUAUGGGAUCGGUGCCUUGGCUAAGUCCUCUCUGUCAGGUGUGUCAGGUGUGACGCGAUCCAUGAAAGACAAGGUGACCAAGCCCACAGCCAUGGCCCAGGGGCGCGUGGCUCACAUGAUAGAGUGGCAGAGCUGGGGCAAACCGUCGGCCGGGCCGCUGGGCGGAGCCGGACACACCAACCUGCAGAGGGAGAAAGAGAGGAGGCUGGAGAACGACGCCUACAGCGACCUGAGCGACGGGGAGAAGGAGGCUCGCUUCGCUGCAGGCAUCAUGCAGCAAUUCGCCAUCUCUGAAGCCACUCUGUUCGGCUGGAACUCGUUGGACGGGGAGAGCAUGGGAGCCGGCUCCAACCAAGGCAGCGUCGCUCACCUCAGUGAGGUCAACCAGGAAAGCAUCACCAGCAGAGACCAGAUGCUCCACUCCUCUGCAGACGUCUGGCCCCACACCUACGUCUCCCAAGGCCUGUACUGCUUGUCGUCCUCCGACGCCUGGGACCCCAUCACCAGCCAGCCUUCAGGUGUGGCCUCACCUGCCGCAGGCUCCUACAUCAUGGCUGCUGGAGGCAGCGGCGGCGCGUGCGGGACACCCGGUGAAGGGUUUGAGGGGACGGUGGGAGGCUUCAUCCAGCAGCACCAGGCCCAACUGGCCCUGCAGCAGCAGAGCCAGCUGCAGCAGCUGCAGCAGCUGCAGCAGCUGCACCACUACCAGCAGCAGCAGCUUCUGCAGUACCAACAGCAGCAACAGUCUAUGGAGCACAGGCUACACAGUGCUUCCCAUUCCCUUCAGGCCACUCCCAACAGCACCAUCCACAGCCUGGGACCUCCCACCCACCCGCGGCUCGCUGACCUGUGGGGAGCGGCGCAGGUCGAGGCUCACCAGGUGGAGAUCGUGGGCCAGCUGGCUGGACAGAUGGCUGACAUGGUCGUAGGGGUGGUGGAGACAGUCGGGGAGGAACCAGAACCUGAGGGAAUCCCUGAGCAGCAUGAAGAUGAAGACGAGGAGCUGACAAAGGUGGAAGAGGUGACACUAACCUUGGAGCCAGAGCCGUGCUCCUUGACGCCGUCCCCCCUGAGGGAGGACGCCUCCACCAGAGGCUCCAGCCCUGGAAUCCCAACACAGAGCGUGGAAUGUGCUGCGGAGAGGACGCCGUUCGACGUUGUGCCCUGCGUCGUCCAGUCGAUGGAGGAGAGGGACGAGGCGGCCGAGGAGGGAGCCGUCGUUGUGGUUGCGACCAACUGAAUCCUUCAGUCACAAAAACUGACAAAACAGGAAAUGAACACUCAAAUAAUCAACAAAGCUAUUACCACCCCCUCGUGACUAUUUACCAACUCUGCGCCUGAGGAGACUGACAGAAACAUGGGACAUAAUGUACACAAACUAUACGCCAAGAAGUCCCUCUGUCACCAUAGGCCACGAGGCAGACAUCACUUUACUGACUGCUGAGGUACAUAAGGCUGAGAUGGAUUUCUUAAAGUUUGGACCAAAGUGGAACCGGGACUAAAUCCUGAAUAGUAAACUAAUGAAAGGAGGUGAAGGAUGGGCCUAAUUUAACACUGCAAUACAACCAACAUGGACACAACCAGACCUGGGCUAAACAGUAUUUGCAAAUAAUUCUGAGUGGAACAAGUGUGUGUGACAUAAUCCAUACAGAAUAACCCAGAGCUAAUCCCAGAGAUGUCUGAUCUGCUGCUUUGGUUUAAUUGACAGCUUGUCUCUGUCCUGAAAUGCGCCAAACUAAUGCGACGCUGCACUUCGAGUUAUUUGCAAACACGUGAUCUGGACACAAUCAAAGGAAAGUGCAUGCUUUUUAACAGUGACCUAGCCCAAACAAUAUAACACGGUAUACCAAGUAAUAAUAUAUCAAAUUGCUUUUUUCUAAUAAAACUACAAAAUCUUAAAAGGACACGUAUUUGUAUGAAUGUAAGACUGUAAGUAUGUUUGUAUGAAUGUAGCUUUGUUUGUGUGAAAUAUAUAUAUUCUGGGAAACAGGA
Messenger RNA from Betta splendens (Siamese fighting fish), 2377 nucleotides. RefSeq lists its product as uncharacterized. The record is from RefSeq and is a predicted model, not a curated record. The transcript has 11 exons. NCBI's taxonomy places the organism in Eukaryota, Metazoa, Chordata, Actinopteri, Anabantiformes, Osphronemidae. The coding region runs from base 225 to 1625 and encodes 466 amino acids.